AUGGUGUCUAAAUGGUUCAUCUUUGGCUUGAUAAGCCUUCAUCUGAUGGGUUGCGCUGGUGGUAACGAGAUGUGUAAGGCAUCCAUUGGACAUGGAUGGGCGUGUCCUCCUACUUGGUACCAGUGGGGACGCAAAUGCUACAAAGCCAUGAUCACUGAGCCCAUGACAUGGUUUGAGGCAAAAGAGGAGUGCAUCAAGAUGGGAAGUGUCUUGGUCGUGCCACUGUCUCAGGAGGAAACUGAUUUCCUCAUGCUCCUAGUGCCAGAGUCAUCCAGUAUUUGGAUCAAUUGCAAUGAUCUCGAGAAAGAAGGUACUUGGAAGUGUCAGGAUGGUACUGACGAGGUGGAGUUGAGGACUUGGCCGACUAAGGGGCGUCAACCUAGCAACUCUGGAGGAGAUGAGCACUGCGCUGAGAUACGGCCAAAUGGGAUAUGGAACGAUAACCAGUGUACUAGGAAACGUCCUGCGAUAUGCAUUCAUCCUGCACCACAGCUGCACGAAGAAGCAACAGUGUUUGUUGGCUGUCAACAAGAUAUGGACACGCUGCAAUAA
Patiria miniata (bat star) is the source of this 552-nucleotide messenger RNA. Its product is annotated as hepatic lectin-like. The record is from RefSeq and is a predicted model, not a curated record. The transcript has 2 exons. Lineage: Eukaryota; Metazoa; Echinodermata; Asteroidea; Valvatida; Asterinidae. The coding region runs from base 1 to 552 and encodes 183 amino acids.